GCGGAAUCAACACAGGCGAGGACGGUAGAUGGCGUCACACCGACAGCUGCCAAGGAGGGGCUGAUCGUGCUGAGUGCUGCUGGUUUGUUUUGGAGCCGUGGGUGGUGCUGCCUGCCGUCGGUGGCGGUGUUUGAGUGUAGCGUUCCAUCGUCAGUCAUGUUGACUGGGUUGCUGUAUCUGUUUGUGUGGCUGUCUGCCCUGUUUGCGUGGAUCUAUCACACCUACCCCUUCCCCUUCUUCAUCAACGGCAGAUGGUACUGGGUCAGGUACGACACACGCCGCACACACGUGCCUGACAUGAAAUGCCAUCCUAUCCCAUGGUGUGUGGCUGUUCUCUUCAGAUGGUACUGCUACCCGAACGGCGACGUGGCGCGCAAGCUGCAGAGCCAGAUCAGCCAGAUCACGGCGUCGACCAUCGGGUGUCUGCUCGACUACCGCAUCUUCCAGGACGUCAAUGCGUUCAGCAACAAGAUACUCGUCGUCGCGUUCGACUUCUGGACCGCUCAGCCCGUCUUCUUCAACUGCGUGUUCCGAUCUGACCUGCCCACUGAGAUAGAGGAGAAAAUGCCACAGGGGUGAGUGAGCAGACAAAGGGGAAUGAAGACACAUGCAGGCGGCAGAAUCACGCUGGCUGUGGUGGUGUUCCUGUGUGUGUGGUGUGUGCAGGUUGCGCAAUACGCCUAUUCUUCAUCUGGGCCUCGUUAUGACGCUGCCGUCGCACCAGGCAUGGACAUCCAUGAGCAGACGACAGCCGGGGAGAGAGGGGUCGGUCACAUGUGUGCUGCUGUGUGUGUCUGGUGUGUGUGUGCAGGGUCGUCACUUGCAGCGUUUCUCGAUACUGAACAUAUGGCUGUGGCUCUUCUUCAACAAGAAGACCAAGUGCAUCCUCACGGACAUCGGCAACUCAUCGUCGAGCACCAGGUAGCCUCCCUACACACAGGCAAGAAUGAGUGAGGGGCCACAUGUGUGUGUCUAUGUGUCUGUGUGUGUGUGUGCAGGUUGUGGGCUGACAAUUUGUUGGAUCCGUUCCCCAACUACCACAAGUGGGAGCUGGUGCCCAAGAAGUGGCACACACUCACCGCACACUACAUGCUGCAAAACUACAAAAUGUAAACACACACACACACACACAGAGAGAGAGAGAGAGAGCUCUUACCUUCUCUGUGUAUAUGUGUGUAUCUGUGUGAAUCAGUGAGUUCGGUAGCAGUCUGUCGGCGACUUUUGACCUGGAGAGUUUCGUGGUCCGCGGGUCGAACGCCAAGGAGGGCGGCGGCGCCCACCAGCUGAUCAAGUUCAACAAGACCCGCGAGGCCCGCAACAGGAAGGUCCUCGACUUCUACCAGAAGCACCUCAAACUCUCUGCCGAAGACGAGGUCUUCCACGUCGCCGUAAGUGGCACACACACGCGCACACACGAGAUGGGCAACAAUGCAUCCUUUGUGGCAUUUUGUGUGCAGGUCGCGUCUAUCCCGCACUUUCUGUUCGGCACUGCGGCGGUGCAGGAGUUCAUAUGAGCCGGCAGGGGGCAAACGGAUGGCCCUAUUUCUCUUUCUCUUGCUUCCUCGGUCACUUACUCGUCUGAUGCGUGUGUGCGUGUGUGUGGGGGGGGUGUGGAUGGGCAGGAGGGAGACGAGCAGGGGAUCUUUAUGCCUUUACGUCGCCCUGUCUGUGCGGCCGGCUGCCUCGAUAGCUGACAGCCGCCCGCCCCCCCGCCUGCAUAUUUCUUUGUCCGGAUGGAUGUGUGUCUGUAUGUUUGGGGUCGAUUUAAGGGGUUUCGUGGCUGCACAUGGAUGCGCCCAUUGCAGCUGUGGUCGAUCAUGGCAGCACACUUCAGCUAAUGGAUGGACGAAUGGGAGAUGAGCGGCUGGAGAGUCGGUGCUCUUUUUCGAUGAUGCAAGCAACCAAUGCAUGCAGCCAGCCGUGUGUGUACGUGUGUAAGGGUGUAGGUCUCUCUGAAUCUGCGGACGGAGCCUCAGGGGGGCCAAGACACGAACGACUGAGAGGACGGGCCGGUGCGUGUUUCGACCUUCUUUUGUUUUUUCCGUUCCGUUGGGUUCGUUUGACCCCUCUUCGUAGCGAUGGAAUGAUUGUGAUGGCCCUUUUUCCCGUGUGGGCUGAUCCCCUCUGUCUGGCUCGCCGACCUCACCUGUGUCGAUAGCGUCCUUCUUAUUUGACCAUGUGGCCUGCCGUCCUGCCCGUCUGUCUGUCUGUCUGUGUACUCUGUGCGUGUGUGUGACGUCGUCUCUUGUCGAUCGCUCAGUUUUGUCGAAGUGUCCCCCCCUCCCUGCCCCUUCGUUCUUGUCUGCCUUGCUUCUAUUCUACCUGGCCACUAGCUCAUCUGCCAUCUGCUGAACGACUUUGAUCGACUGGUGCCGUUUGUGCGGAUGCCCGGUUGUCGUCUUCGGUCUUGGUGUCAGGCAGUCAUGGUGAUGCAAUCGGCAAAUGGUUGCGGUACCUCGACGCUCGGCAUCAGGGCCACAGACGGAGAGAGGCAGCUGCCAAGGCAUGACCUAAAUCGAUGUGAUGGACAUCCAUCAAUGUUGGCUUGUGGUUGACGUGUCAUGCUGGGAGCGGUAACGGCUCCUUCGUGCCGGUGAUCCCCGGCACUGAGGAUCCGUUGCCCAUGCCGGUGCAGACACAUCAAUCACAGGCCAUGGGCUUGGGAGAAUGGCAAAAGAUAUCCGCAGCGUUUUGCGAUUCGUCGAGUGAAUGUGUGUCUUGGCUUCCGUUGCUGUUUUGGGUAAGCUACUGGUACAUGUCGUCACCCUCUCUGCAUUCCUCCGUUUCUCGUGCUCGUCCCUCUCUCUCGCUCUCUGUCUCUGUGUCUGUGGGAAGGUACGGUAUAUUGCGAAGCGCAAUUUAAGCUGUCAUGGUGCGUCGAUUCGUUGAUCGUGAUGGGUGGACGGAUGGAUGGAUGUGUGGAUCUGUGGAUGUCUGCAUUCCUUCGUGUGCACGUCGAAUCAUUCCACUCACUCCAUGGCAUUCUCGCUUACGUGAAUUUGUGUGUGCGUUUGGUGGCUGCAUGGCUGGCGAUGCGAUGUGGCUAUUGCGAUGUGGCGCGAUGCCGCAUCGAUCUGACUCACUGACCCCCAUGGACGGACGGACGGACGGACACUUUCAGUUCCCGUGUGCAAUGAUACUUAUGGUCACUGUGUGGGCAGAGAUGCGACAAGCGCAUUGCAAGGUGACCUUGGGAUGGUCUGUCUGUGUGUGGUGGAUGGCCUGCUGUGCGGCAGCGUCGCCCUCGUCGACUC
Vitrella brassicaformis is the source of this 3254-nucleotide messenger RNA. NCBI's taxonomy places the organism in Eukaryota, Vitrellaceae. The record is from the annotation of a GenBank genome assembly.